CUCCCUCCUGCUGCAGUCAGUCCUCCUCUGGUCUGGUCAGCAUGAGUUUCAUGGUCGACCACCACAACAUGGGGCCGAGCUCGUACCGCAAGGCUCGGCCCGCAUCUGUGUCCUCCAGCGGGUUCCACUCCCAGCGCCGCCGCCUCACCUACAGCCAGCCGUCCUCCAUCGACAGCUUGGAGACUUUCAACGGCGACAUGACCAGGAGGAGCGAAAAGGAGAUCCUGCAGGCUCUUAACGACCGCUUCGCCGGUUACAUCGACAAGGUGCGAAACCUGGAAAUGCACAACCGCAACCUGGAGGCAGAGGCGGCAGCGCUGCGCCAGAGCCAGGCUGGGCGCACGUCGGUCGGGGAGCACUAUGAGCGUGAGCUGGGUGACCUGAGGGGUCUUCUGCAGCAGCUGACAGGAGAAAAGGCUCGCGCAGUCAUGGAGCAUGACCACCUAGAAGAGGACAUCCAGCACCUGCGUGGCAGGCUGGAGGAUGAGGCGCGAAACCGGGAUGAGUUGGAGGCUGCAGCGCGCGCCAUGAAGAAGUACGCCGAGGACUGCCGGCUGGCGCGCAUGGAGCUGGACAAGAAGCUCUGCGCCCUAGAAGAGGAGGCCGAUUUCCUCAAGAAGAACCACGAGGAAGAAGUGGCAGACCUGCUGGCGCAGAUUCAGGGUGCGCAAGUCAGCUUUGACAUGAGAGACGCACUGAAGGCGGACGUCACCAGCGCACUGCGCGAGAUCCGAGCGCAGCUGGACAGCCAUGCGUCAAAGAGCGCGACGCACCCCGAAGACUGGUACCAAGUGCGCAUGGAGCGCCUCUCUGAUGCUGCAAAGUCUAACCAGGAUGCGAUCCGCGGGAGCCAGGAGGAGAUCGCAGAAUAUCGCCGUCAGCUCCAAAGCCGCAUCAUUGAGCUGGAGACUCUUCGAGGAACCAAGGAGUCUCUGGAGAGGCAGCGCAUGGAGAGCGAGGACAGACACCAAGAUGACAUCAACUCACUGCAGGAAACUAUUAACCAGCUGGACUCUGAGCUGAAGAACACCAAAUGGGAGAUGGCCAGCCAGCUGAGGGACUACCAGGAGCUGCUGAAUGUGAAGAUGGCUCUGGAUAUUGAGAUUGCUGCUUAUAGGAAGUUACUGGAGGGAGAGGAGAACCGCGUAGUCUCUGGAGGAUCUCCAUACUCCUACUUGGAUAGCCGACUCUCCGGACACAUGAAGGUGAAAGGCGAGGAAAUCUCUGAUACAGUCAUUGUAGAGGAGCAGACAGACGAGACACAGGUGACGGAGGUGACAGAGGAGGCCGUAGAGGAAGAAGAGGAGGAAGAAGAAAAGAAGGAGGAAGGAGCAGGAGAGGAAGAAGAAACUAAAGAAGAGGGUGAAGAAGAGGAAGGAGAAGAUAAGGAGGAAGGAGAUGGAGAGAAAGAAGAGGGCGAAGAUGCAAAAGAGGAAAUGGAGGAUGAGCAGGAGGAGAAAGGAGAUGAAGAGGAGAAGGAAGCAUCUCCUCCUUCAAAAUCUCCACAGCCCAAGUCUCCAACUGUCAAAUCCCCAGAACCUAAAUCACCCCAAAAAUCACCAGCAGCCAAAUCCCCAAUGCCAAAAUCUCCAGCCAAGUCUCCAGCAGGAGAAGAAUCAAAAUCACCUGAGUCCAAAUCUCCUCGUAGCAAAUCACCAGAAGCUAAAUCACCAGAAGCUAAAUCUCCAGAAGCUAAAUCUCCAGAAGCUAAAUCUCCAGAAGCUAAAUCUCCUCCUGCAAAGACCCCAGAGCCAAAGUCUCCAGAAAAAGAGACCAAACCUGCCGCAGCCAAAGAACCCCCCAAAGAAGAGAAAACUAAGGAGAAGCCUCAGCCUGUCAAAGAGGAAAAGAAAGAGCAACCUGUAAAGGAGGAUGAGAAGGAGAAAGAGAAGCCUGCAAAGGAGAGUGAGAAGAAGCAGGAACCCAAAGAGAAGGAGCCAGAGAAACCAGAGGCAAAGAAAGAGAGUGCCGCCAAAGAAGCACCAAAGAAGGAGGAGGCUUCAAAACCAUCAACACCCAGCAAGCCAUCCGAAGACAAACCUGCCCCCAAGUCUGAGCCUAAAGAAAAAGCUCCUGCUCCCAAGGAGGAGAAGCCUUCUGCUCCCAAAGCAGACACGGGUGAAUCUGAAGCCAAGGGAGCACCUAAACCUGACCCGGAGAAAACUGAGAGCAAGACAGAGGUGAAGAAGCCAGAGAAGCCUGUGCCUAAAGUGGAGCCAGAGAAGACAGAAAGCAAGAAAAAGCCAGAGGAGAAGAAGCCAGAGGAGAAAAAGGAGGUGGGUAAAGAAGAGAGUAGAGACGUGAAGGACGGAGCAAAGACAGAGAAAGCAGAGAAAUCUUCCGGCACUGAAUCAAAAACCAGCAAGGAGGAGCAGGCCAAGAAGUAGGACCAGUUUUCAGCUCUAAAGGAGAGGAGGAGAUGCCAAAGAACUUUGAAGGUCAGGCGUAGGUAAGGCCAAGAGCAGGAGAACAGAGCUGAAUGCUUUUUAAACGGGCAACCGAUCGUCCAAAGCAAAGCAGGUAACAGUAUGUAAGCAAUAUUGAUUUUCUGCAGCACACCCCCCCCUCGCUCCCCGAGUAUGGCCGUCACGUACCCCGAAGCUUCCGAUGUACGACUGUAAUGAACGCAGAAUGCUCCACAAAAAUCAUUUGAAUGCGACAACUGCCCUUAACGAACAACAAGUGCAUUUAAACAGAGUCCUGAAGGGGACAGCAGGGUGCUGCGCCUACAAGCCUUCAAGGGUAAAGAUGUCAUAAAAGCUAAAGAUUGUGAUUGAUACUGAACACAAAUGAUCAUACUCAAGUAAGCAGAAAUGUUUAUAUUAUAUUUAAGUAUAAUUUCAGUAAGAAUGACUCGAUUUUUUUUGCCUGUUGUGCACCUUAAUGCUGCUUCUCCAUGAACUGUGGUAUCUAACUCUUCCAGUCUGCAAUGCUAGGACUAGGACUGUGCUAUGUAUAAACUGCUGAGAAUAUGCAAUGUGAAACAGUAAAUAAAAUCAUCCAGAUAUGAAACCCAA
Molecule: messenger RNA, 3017 nt
Organism: Oryzias latipes (Japanese medaka)
Lineage: Eukaryota; Metazoa; Chordata; Actinopteri; Beloniformes; Adrianichthyidae
Product: neurofilament heavy
Biological process (GO): axon development; intermediate filament bundle assembly
Cellular component (GO): axon; neurofilament
Molecular function (GO): structural constituent of postsynaptic intermediate filament cytoskeleton
Source: RefSeq, a predicted model, not a curated record